CUCACUGUUUGGAAUUGCUGAGGAUAAUCGUCUACAGUACGUUGAGCUUGUUAUUGUGGAUGGUUUUCUCCACAUCCCUAAAACGGUGUGCGAUGAAGGAGAGAAAAGGUGGAUGAAUAGCUCGAUGGGUCAAUUUUUGGGGAAGCCUCCGUCAUUAUGGGUGAUUCAUAGCUGGGAAAAUCGGUUCUAGGGAUGCGAUGGCCAGGUACAGGUCCCUUGGUUAUGUGAUCGUCUUGUUUAUUUUCAAUUACCCUGAAAGCUGCAUGCAAUUGGGUUUUCGAGGGGAGUCCUUGGCAUCUGCUUGACAAUAUGUUUUUCCUUCGACGUUGGGAGAUUGGGAUCCGAGCACUUGAACUUGAUAAUAAGGAACUGCCAAUCUGGGUUAAGUUGAUAGAUUUCCCUUUAGAACUGUUGUCUGAGGAUGGGUUGGGUAGAGUAGCAAGUCUAAUUGGCAAGCCACUUUGUAUGGAUCUGCUUACGCGCAAGGGAUUAAAUUUAGGGUAUGCUAAGAUUUGUGUUGAGGUUGAGGUUUCGGAAAGGAUGAUUGAUCAAGUUAGAUUUGAUGUGGGAGGAGGGAAGAUUUUCACCAUCAAGCUUGAAUAAUGCAUAUGCUUUCUCGCUGUAAGGAAUGUACGGUUUUUGGGCAUGAUUGUGCUAGCCCAACCGGAGAAGUGAGGAGAGUAUGGCGGAAGAAGGAUCUUCAUAUUGUUGAAGUUCCAACAAUGGUAGUUACAGAAACUGUGGAUGCCAACAAAGUCUUUUCCGAAGCCAUUUCGAUUUUUGGACAUGUGGUUGGAUCAUCCCUCUUAUUUGGAUCUUAUGAAGAAAGCUUGGGUCACUUUUGUAAGAGGAUCGAAGCUAAAUUGUCUAAGGAUGAAGCAAUUAUCUGCCAAGACAGAAUUGAAGAAAUUGAAUAAAGAAUGUUAUGCAGAUAUUAGUGGCAAGGUAAAAGAGGCUAAGAAGUUGCAUAAGCAAGCUCAAGUGGAGUCUCUUCGGAAUCCCUCUGAAAUUAACUUCACUAUGGAACAGACCUGAGCUAAAGAGCUUCACCAAUUGAAGAAAGCAUAGGAAAGCUUUUAUAAUUAGAAAUCAAGAGUGCAAUGGCUUUCUUUAGGUGAUUCUAAUACAGAAUUUUUUCAUUUGUCAAUUAAGGUGAGACAUGCUAGGAAAAUGAUUAAUCAACUGACUUUAGACUCUAGGGAAGUGCUUGACAACGCUAAGGACAUUGCUGGGGAGGCUGUUUCUUUUUAUAAAAAAAUUAUAUGGCAUUGUUAAUGCAAAGGUUCAUUCUGAUCCAGAUUUGUUGCAUGUUGGCUGCUUUAAUUGUCAAGAAGGUGUCUGUAGAUGAGGGAGCUGAGUUGUGUUCUCAUAUUACAACUGAUGAGAUAAGGGAUGCUCUUUUUUUAUGAAGCCAGAUAAGGCUCCACGCCCUAAUGGUUGGACCCAUAGGUUCUAUCAGAAGACUUGUAGUGUGGUUGGUGAGGACUUAGUAGCUGGUGUUUUGGAAUUCUUUGCCAAGGGAUCUCUUCCUAAAGGUUUGAACUCUGUUUCUCUCACUUUAGUACCUAUGGUUCAAAAUGCCUAUAAAAUGACUGAAUACAGACCAAUAGCUUGUAUUAAUAUGUCAUACAAGGUCAUUUCAAAAAUACUAGCUAAUAUAUUACAAUCAGUUCUCCCUUGUCUCAUAAGUAGGAAUCAGUCAUCUUUGAUAAAAGGAAGAAACAUCACUGAAAACAUCCUGAUGGCACAAGAAAUAGUCUCUAAAUAUAGACACAAGAAUAUUAGUUCUUGAUGUGCAGUCAAAGUAGAUCUUAUGAAAGCUUUUGACUUAGUGCAUUGGGUAUUUUUAUUCCAACUCAUGGAAACAAUGCAGUUUCCUCAGCUCUUCAUCAACUAGAUCAAAACUUGCUUGCCAUAUGCUUUCUUCAGUGUAUGUAUAAAUGGGGGUUUGUGGAUUUUUUCCAGCUUGUAAAGGGGUGCGACAGGGUGCCCCACUGUCUUCUUACCUCUUUACUUUCAUCAUUGAAGUUCUCUCUCUCAUGCUGAAUAUGUUGCUCUCAUUAAUCAGUUACCAUUUCAUAUACAAUGCAAACCUAUAGGUUUAACGCACCUAUGCUUUGCGUACGUCUUGUUAAUAUUUUCAGAAGGAUCGGGAUGGGCUCUUUUGGCAUUAGGCGUGUGCUAUAUAAGUUUUACUCAAUUUCAGGGCAUAAGUGCAACCUAGACAAGUGUGCAGUUUAUUUUGGAGGUACCCCUAGAGCAGCCAGAGACAUUGCUUUGGCCUUAACUGAUUUUCAGGAAGGAUUGCUCCAUGUUCGAUACUUAGGGCUUCCCUUAGUGGCUGGAAAGCUUUCUGUGAGAGAAUGUGACAUGUUAAUUGAUAAAAUAGUUGGUAAAAUUCGCACAUUGAGAUCUAUUAAGCUCACUUAUCCUGGAAGACUUGAACUUAUUAUAUCAGUUAUCUAUCCAGUGUUUCAGUAUUGGCUGGGAAUCUUCAUUUUGCCCAAGAGUGAAACUAAACAAGUUCAAAAGCUUUGCUACGACUUUCUAUAUGUGGCAUGACAAUGAAUUAGGCCGGGCUAAAGUGGCUUGGAAUCUGCUUAUCAUCCCCAAGAGGGAAGGUGGAUUGGGACUUAAGGACCUUACUGUUUGGAAAGUUGCUUCUGCAAGGAAGUUGAUUUGUCUUCUCUCAAUGCAAGGUGGGUCUUUUUGGGUAGCGUGGGCUUCCAAAUACAAACUUAAAGGGAGACGAUUCUGGGAUUUAAAAGAAACUCAGAAUGACUCUUGGAUCUAGAAGAAGUUGGUUAGACUCCCACCUUGGUUUUACUAUAGAUUGACCAAAGAGGCAUAGGUAGAAGUAUCUUGGGAGGGCAUGAUUAUGGUGAAGUACAAAAUUACAGUGGUUUAGAAUUUUUUUGCGAAGUAAGAAGCCUACUGUUCCUUCGUGGAGGCUAUUGUGGGCAAAGUUUUAUUCCUCGUAAUCGAUUCCUUGCGUGGCUUCUAAUUAAGGAUAGGAUUGUAACUUGAGGAAAAUUAAUAGAGUGGGGGAAAAGUGUAAAUCCUAGUUGUGUGCUCUACUCUAGGGGGGUCUGUAUAUAGAAGUCAUUUCUUCUUUGAUUGUGAGUUUACGAGGGAAGUGGCGAUUGUGGUUGAUAGACCAUUGAUUGCACAUGUUUUUACCCCUAUUCUUGAGCCGUUUGAGAUGUUGAUUCUCGUGUUUAAAGCCGAUUUCACGCUAGGUUGUGUGUUUAUGUCAUAUUUCAGGGUUUAGCGUUGGCAUCGAGGCGAAGAAACGAGUUUCGGGUCGAAAGGAGCACGUUUGGGUUGAAGUGCGCUGGAGGAGCAAAAUACCCGGCCAUGAGCAAAAAUAUCCGGCCGGGUAUUAAUCGGAGCAGCCUGGGGAAAACCUGUUUUGGGCGUUUCUGCAAGGGGGAGCAGGGUUUUGGAUCCCAAACACCCAAGGGACGGACCAAAGAGAGAGAGAGAGGGCGAUUUGAGGGCAUUCUUGGAGUGGAACUAGAGGAUUUCUUCGCCUUGGAAGCUCGAGGAACAAGCCCGGACUUGAAGACUGGUCAUCUGAAGAUUCUUACUGCAGUCUCUCUCUUCUCUAUGGAGUAACUUCCCUUCACUUAGGUUUUGAGGAACCCUAGCUAUGUUUGUUUGAUUGGAUGAUUGUAUGAGUACCCCUACUUGAUAAUCUUGAGUUCAUAUUCAAUGUAUGCACGUUUUCAUGAUUCAAUUAUGUUUUUGUCGAGAUUAUUGAUUCUGCUUUGAUCCUAUGAGAGCGAAUACCUGAUUAGGUCAAUAGAGCACCAUAGAUUGAUAGUAUUGGAUUGAUUGCUUUAGUCAAGGGUUGAUUCACUGCUUUGUAUCGAUUGAGAACCUUUGUCGAUAGAGGGAUUCUAGUUCAGAAUGCCUUGAUCGGUUGUUCUAGAGAAGGAUACGUCUCUCUAUGCAAUUGACUCAAGAGGAACUUGUUCCUUUAGUCAAGACUCAAGGUCUAGUCAAGGAUUCUCCGCAUUGUGAAUGAAAGUGAAACAGGUUA
Messenger RNA from Linum trigynum, 4045 nucleotides. The record is from the annotation of a GenBank genome assembly. Lineage: Eukaryota; Viridiplantae; Streptophyta; Magnoliopsida; Malpighiales; Linaceae.